GAGAUGUAGGAUAUUGCUUCGGAACUGGGAAAGGAACUCAUCAAAAUGAAGAGAAAGCAUUUUCCUGGUAUCUUCGAGGAGCCGAAAAUGACCACGUGCUUAGUCAAAGCACGAUUGGUGUACGAUAUUUGAGGGGAAUUGGAACGCCGAAAGAUAUUAUGAAAGGAAUCUAUUGGUUUAACUUGGCUAAAGAAAAUGGCGACAAAGAUGCCGAGGAAAACCUCGCCCUGAUAGCCAAUAUCAUUAUAUAA
Acaulospora morrowiae is the source of this 251-nucleotide messenger RNA. NCBI's taxonomy places the organism in Eukaryota, Fungi, Glomeromycota, Glomeromycetes, Diversisporales, Acaulosporaceae. The record is from the annotation of a GenBank genome assembly.